AUGCUGUAUGUCAGUUUGAAGCUUAUUACCACAAUUUCUCUCGUCGUGGUAGCUUCCGUAUGGUUCGGAAGUAAGCUAGUCAUCAACUCUAGGAGAGAUUUGCAUCCCAUUGCAUUGAAUGGACAAGCCAAUGUCGGACCCACAAGGAAGGAAAAGGAAACCGCUGUGUAUCGUAACUUUACUGUCCCACCAGGAUUUCCUUUGAGCACCGGCCUUGGACUAAGCAUGGGUUACAAGUUGAGAAAUGGCAACUUUGGAGACAUAUGGUCUAACAUAAUGAGCCUCUCGGCAGAGAACUUCGUUGAACUCUCGGGUCAAGAGUACUCAGUGAAAAAGAUCAAUGCAAUUUCGAAGUGUCUAUCUAAAUAUGUUGUCCAACAUAGUGAAUCAGGGCGUUUGGGAAUUGCAGCUCCCAUUUUUGAAUUGCCUGGCUUCACAAUUUCAAUCGCUGGGCUCAUGAGUUCUUUAAACGACGUGAUCCCUGUUUUCCUAUCAUCUGUACCGCGUUCGAAACAAGAGCUUGAUAUUUUGGCCAUAGACUCAUGGACUACAUUUCAUCAGAUGAACGGUAGCCACAAAUGGUACAAGAUCGUUAUUGUGUGUAAUGAUCACUCUGGACAGCCACCGCAAACCAUACCUCCAAAUGUCGUGACUUGGAAGGACAUCGUUUCAAAUCAAGAAGAAGAUACAGUUUUCGAAUAUGAGCCUCCUAAGGACAAUAGCGAUGACACAAAACUUUUGGCAAUCGUUUCAUCUCCAUGGAACCUCAGUACCAGCUUCUCGCAUAUGGCUUUGGUGAGCAGCGUUUCAGCCUUUAUUAAGUCUUUCCCAAUGGACAACGAGCUCAGCGGCAAAGACCAUUUAACUGUUGUUAUUGAAGAGGCUACAAAAUACUACUAUCCAAUUCAAGUUUGGACAAAAAUUCUCACUACACUACUUCAUGGGGGAUCUGCUUCGCUACUAUAUGCCGAGCCAAAGCAGGUUGACCUUCAAAGCUGCAUCAAUGAAAAGACUUCUUUGCUACAAAUAGAUAGUAGCUCGCCACUGCUAGAUUCCAUUCUGCAAUCCUCCACGGCAGUUCUCCAGGAACUUAAACUUUCAUGGGCCUUGAGCCUUCUUAGUGAAGGAAUAUUCACGCCUAGUGCCCUCAGCUGUUCAGCAUUUCAUAACAUCAGGUGUCUGUUUCUGUCAACUACAGUUCUCGACGCACGGGCUGUCACAGCAAUGGAAAUGCCAUCGCGGAAAGUGCAAACAAAAGCAAAAAAUUCACGUUCAACGCUAACACUUAAUAAGUUGCGUGCUCUGAUCGGAUCGAGGCUAGUCGUUGAGUUGUACAGCCCGUUUAUGGUCAUGGGUCCAAUAGCUUGUACUAACUUUUUCGAUUACAGAAUUCUUCCAGAUUCUGUAGACUCAAGGCUAUCUCACUAUGGUCCAAUAUCUACAUCCUUGGAGGCAAAACUAGUUGAAGAUGAACACAGGCCCGAGCUGCAGUCUUCGAAGCGUCAAGGUAUGCUUUGUAUACGUGGGUUUACGAUCGGCAAACCGGUCGAGCCAGAGCGCUUGGAGCGCGCCCUUCAAAUAGUUGAAAAGUUUGACGGAGGCGAAGGAUGGAUGCCAAUGCUGGGAGUUUAUGGUUUAUUUGGAAAAGAUGGGUGUUUUUAUGAAUUCAAGUAG
This is a messenger RNA of Lachancea thermotolerans CBS 6340, 1674 nucleotides long. It is a transcript of the gene DDE1, whose product is annotated as Dde1p. NCBI's taxonomy places the organism in Eukaryota, Fungi, Ascomycota, Saccharomycetes, Saccharomycetales, Saccharomycetaceae. The record is from RefSeq and is a predicted model, not a curated record. The transcript has a single exon. Bases 1 to 1674 code for a protein of 557 amino acids.